UAUGAAACAAAUGUUGUGUUUUUCAGUACAACGGGAUGUGUUUACAAGGACCUGGCGGUGUUCCUGGACGGGAUGGGAGCCCUGGAAUCAAUGGAAUCCCAGGGACACCAGGAAUCCCUGGUCGAGAUGGGCUCAAAGGUGAAAAAGGAGAGUGUAUGCGGGAGAGCAUUGAGGAGUCUUGGACGCCCAACUUCAAACAGUGUUCAUGGAGCGCAUUGAACUAUGGCAUAGACCUUGGGAAAAUAGCAGAAUGCACAUUCACAAAGAUGCGCUCUAACAGCGCACUGCGAGUUCUCUUCAGUGGCUCACUUCGACUCAAAUGUAAAAGUGCCUGCUGCCAGCGCUGGUAUUUUACGUUUAAUGGCGCUGAAUGCUCUGGGCCACUUCCAAUUGAAGCUAUAAUUUAUUUAGAUCAAGGAAGCCCCGAGUUGAAUUCUACUAUUAAUAUACAUCGUACUUCUUCAGUGGAAGGAUUAUGUGAAGGAAUCAAUGCUGGGUUGGUGGAUAUUGCUAUCUGGGUUGGUACUUGUUCAGAUUAUCCAAGAGGAGAUGCUUCUACAGGAUGGAAUUCAGUCUCUCGUAUCAUAAUAGAAGAGAUGCCAAAAUAGAUUUUUUUCCAACACCUAUUUUAACCCAUCAUCUCCAAGACUGUAUCAGAUUUUUGACAUACAUUGCAUACAAUUUACUUUGAAAAUUUAUUAUUUCUAUAAUUUUGAUAACUAUUGAACAGAAGGCACAGGUUUGCUUAAGUUUAACACAAGUUCUUAUGAUAGUGUUUUAGCACAGAAAUAUCUGAAACAAGCUUAUUAAAGUCUUUUUAUUCAUCGGUCAAACUUAGGUAUGGAAAUGUAUCACCUUCUUGUAAUAGCUGAAAUUACAGCUUUUUAUAUCUUAAAUAAACACACUUUUACAAAACAA
This is a messenger RNA of Gavialis gangeticus (Gharial), 918 nucleotides long. It is a transcript of the gene CTHRC1, whose product is annotated as collagen triple helix repeat containing 1. The transcript is spliced from 3 exons. The record is from RefSeq and is a predicted model, not a curated record. Bases 36 to 608 code for a protein of 190 amino acids. Lineage: Eukaryota; Metazoa; Chordata; Crocodylia; Gavialidae.